AUGACUGUUUCCAACGAAAUCAAACCGCUACCGCAAGAGGCCAACCGGGUCCAGGACGCCAAGGAGAUUCUCGACCGCCUCGUGCCCAGAGUCAUCGAGUACAUUGACUCGGCUACCAAAGAAGGAUCCAAGGUGGGGCCGUCAGAAACCCCCCAGGAGAUUCGAAAGCAGGUCGAUCUGACGCUCCCCGAGAAGGGAGAGGGCAUCGACGGUCUGUUCGAGUCGGUGGAACACGUGCUGUCCAAAUCGGUCAACACCUGGCACCCGGGCUUUCUCGAUAAGCUGUACGCCUCCACCAACCCCGUCGGAGUGGCUUCGGACAUCAUUCUGUCUGUUCUCAACACAAACUCGCACGUGUACACCGUGUCACCCAUCCUGACUCUGAUCGAAAAGUCCGUGGCCAAGCAGUAUGCCGGCCUGUUUGGUUUCAACGGCCCCCGGGCUGGUGGCCUCACCUUCCCGGGCGGAUCGUACUCCAACAUCACCUCCAUGGCCAUGGCCCGAGCCAUCAAGUAUCCCGACACCAAGACCGAGGGCAACAGCGACUAUAAGUUUGCCGUCUUCGCCUCUUCCCACUGCCACUACUCCGUCAAGAAGGCCGCCAUCCUGCUUGGUAUUGGCCAGUCGCAGGUUCUGUCUAUCGAUGUUGACAAGGAGGGCCGAAUGAUUGCCUCCGAUCUCGCUGCAAAGAUCGAGACCGCCAAGACCAAGGGCUACACUCCUCUGUACAUCAACGCGACCGCCGGAACCACCGUUUUUGGUUCCUACGAUCCCUUCCACCAGAUUGCCGAGAUUGCCCAGAAGAACAACCUGUGGUUCCAUAUCGACGGAUCGUGGGGAGGAAACGUUUGUUUCUCUGACAAGUACAGAUACAAGCUUGAUGGUUCCGAGAAGGCAGAUUCCAUCACCGUCAACCCUCACAAAAUGCUAGGUGUCCCCACCACAUGCUCUUUCCUGCUUGUUCCCGACGAGAACGCUUUCAAGACCGCAAACGCCCUGCAGGCUCCUUACCUGUUCCACGGCUCUAACGAAGAGGAGAACUUUGAUCUUGCCGACGGCACCCUGGGUUGUGGGCGACGACCCGACGCCCUCAAGCUGUACCUCGGCUGGCAGUGGUUUGGAACCGAGGGCUACGGCAAGCGAGUGGACCACGCGUUCGAGCUGACCAAGUACCUUGCCGAGCAGGUCCAGAACCGGCCUGGAUUUGAGCUUGUGUCCCAGUUUCCUCCUCCUUGUCUCCAGACGUGCUUCUACUACGCUCCUAGCGGCUCUCUGGCUUCUGAGGCAAGUGCAAACUCGGACGCUACCCGGUUCAUGGCCAAGAAGCUGUAUGACUCGGGCAAGUUCCUGGUCGACUAUGCUCCCGAGCAGGGUGAGGGCGGCCGAGGCGAGUUCUUCCGAGUCGUCAUUAACGCUCCUACCGUGAGCUCCAAGACCGUUGACGACCUGCUCAACGAGGUUGAGAGACUGGGUAAGGAGUACACCAAGAAGUAG
This is a messenger RNA of Yarrowia lipolytica CLIB122, 1494 nucleotides long. RefSeq lists its product as uncharacterized. The record is from RefSeq and is a predicted model, not a curated record. Gene Ontology annotation, molecular function: pyridoxal phosphate binding; carboxy-lyase activity. NCBI's taxonomy places the organism in Eukaryota, Fungi, Ascomycota, Dipodascomycetes, Dipodascales. Gene Ontology annotation, biological process: carboxylic acid metabolic process. Gene Ontology annotation, cellular component: cytoplasm.